Molecule: messenger RNA, 1955 nt
Organism: Cannabis sativa
Lineage: Eukaryota; Viridiplantae; Streptophyta; Magnoliopsida; Rosales; Cannabaceae
Product: DNA topoisomerase 6 subunit A
Exons: 2
Coding region: 1-1278 (425 amino acids)
Biological process (GO): meiotic DNA double-strand break formation; DNA topological change; reciprocal meiotic recombination
Cellular component (GO): nuclear chromosome
Molecular function (GO): DNA topoisomerase type II (double strand cut, ATP-hydrolyzing) activity; DNA binding; ATP binding
Source: RefSeq, a predicted model, not a curated record
AUGGCGGACAAGAAGAAGCGCCGACGGCCUGACCCGAGUUCUGACGAUGAAAGCCACCAACCCUUCAAGAACCAAAUCAAACCCGACCCAGUCAUCCUCCAAAUCCUUCAGAAACUCACCGAUUCAGUCCGCGCAGCCACAGAAGCCUCAUCCUCCUCAUCCAAAGCCCUAACCCUCGCCGACCUAGCUCUCUCCGAGUCCUGCCGCGAAGUCGCCGACCUCUCUCUAUCCUCCGUCCAGUCCACCAUCGAAUCCCUAACCCUAAAGAUCGCCCACUCCAUCCUCUCCGGCAACGGCUUCGCCUUCGACGUCCCCUCUCGGUCCGCCGCGAACCAGCUCUAUGUUCCGGAGCUCGAUCGAAUCGUGUUGAGAGACAAAACCUCGCUUCGUCCCUACGCCAGCAUCUCCACCGUACGGAAAGCCACCAUUACUGCUCGGAUUCUUCAGCUCAUUCACCAGCUCUGCCUCAAGAGCAUCCAUGUCACAAAGAGAGAUUUGUUCUACACCGAUGUAAAGCUGUUUACGGACCAGACUCAGUCCGACUCGGUUCUCGACGAUGUGAGUUGUAUGUUGGGCUGUACUCGGUCUAGUCUCAACGUGAUCGCUGCGGAGAAAGGUGUGGUGGUGGGUCGGCUCAUUUUCAGUGACAAUGGAGAUAUGAUCGACUGUACUAAAAUGGGUAUGGGCGGGAAAGCGAUUCCGCCGAAUAUAGACAGAGUUGGGGAUAUGCAGAGUGAUGCAUUGUUCAUUCUCUUGGUUGAGAAGGAUGCUGCUUACAUUAGAUUGGCUGAGGAUAGGUUUUAUAAUCGGUUUCCAUGUAUCAUUGUGACUGCGAAAGGGCAACCUGAUGUGGCGACAAGGCUCUUCUUGAGGAAGAUGAAGAUGGAGUUGAAGCUACCUGUGCUUGCUCUUGUGGAUAGUGAUCCAUAUGGUUUGAAGAUAUUGUCAGUUUAUGGGUGUGGCUCCAAGAACAUGUCUUAUGACAGUGCGAAUUUGACCACACCGGAUAUUAAGUGGUUGGGGAUUAGGCCUAGCGAUUUGGACAAGUAUAAGAUACCGGAGCAAUGUAGGCUGCCGAUGACUGAGCAGGAUAUUAAGACUGGGAAGGAUUUGUUGGAGGAGGAUUUUGUGAAGAAGAAUCCCGGCUGGGUUGAGGAGCUGACUUUGAUGGUGAAGACUAAGCAGAAGGCUGAAAUUCAGGCUCUCAGCACGUUUGGUUUCCAGUACUUGUCUGAGGUUUACCUGCCAUUGAAGUUACAGCAGCAAGAUUGGCUAUGAAUGAAGCUUUCACUUGUGUGGUGGUGUUGAAUUGGUGGAUCCCACAAAAUUAUAUCAAUUGCUAUGUCUUCUCUCAGUGGGUAAUUCAUUACUUCCCAAGUACUCCGAAUUUGAGGUUGAGUGGUUGGUACUCUCUAAAUACAUUUGUGUAUUAGAUGCGAUUUCAAGACCUUUUGAAAGAACCUCAAGCCCCAAUUCGUCUUGUAGAAGUUUAGUUAUUGCAUCUUUCACCCCCAGUUCUAGUUCAUCUGGAAUCGUAUCGACCUUACCGAUUCCUAAGGUGAUAAGCAUGUCAUCGCUUAUUAUGUGUCCUGUAACCAAACAUCUUUUUUACGUCAGCUUUAUGAAAAUACAAGGUAGUAGCAACAUCAUGUUCAAUUAUUACAUUUACAUUCAUAGUUUCAUACCCCUGGAGUAUUUCUCUUUGACCACUUGGAGAACUGCAAGAACAACAAUACGAGCUUCAACCUGCCAUACAACAAAUUUCUCAUAAGCCUUGACAUUAAUAAUCAACAGCUCCAUUUCAUGAUAUGUGCCAACUAUGAUUUCAAAAUUAUAUUAUGUACUUGUGAUGGUGUUGUAACUGCGGUUGGUUUUUGUAUGCCACAAGUGAAGACACAAAUAAUAAAUUUCGGAGGAGGUCAAUCAUAGACACCUUUUGACAUUUUUUUUUUUAA